GCUUCAAAUAGUGUCAGACGGACAUACUUCCAACUUUUGAGGUCUAAUUUGGUCUUGCAUUCUCAAUCGGCUCAGAUGGGCGCCAAUACCCAUAGAUAAGCAUCUGUUCCAGCCCUAUUUUCUCACAGACACACUAUUUAGAAUCUCAUUCCCUGCGCCCUCUCCCUCCGAUACCUUUACUUUCUAGCACCCAUUUUCAACAUCAUUUCUUUCCAGAAUGGCUGCCACUGCAGUCGAGCCAGCAACAGUCGAGGUUCCAGGUCUUCCAGAUUACGUUCUUGACCCCAAUGCUACCUUGAAGGAUGCUACUGCCACCUGGAGACAUGGCAGAGCUCCCGACUAUUCACAGACCCGCAAGGUCUACGAAGAGACCAAAACGAAGAGCCAUGAGGCAGCAAGUCUUCCCAACCUAGUCGAGAAUCUCGUCAAGAACUGGGAGGUUGAGGCAAGCUUCAAAAGCGAUAUUAGUGACUGGCGAACCAUCGAUCGGCCCAACUACACCUUUUCGAUCAACGGAGGCCCUCCCCAGUCAGCUGAACAUAUGCUCAAAGUAGGAACUUACAACGCCAUCAUCUCGCCCAACGAUUUCUACAGCCCCGAGAACUCAGACUUCUCCUCCAGCCACAAGACCUUUAAACGCAUGAUGCCGACAUUCGCAUGGGAGGUCUUGGGUGUUUACAGUGGACCGCCGGUAGUGGCGUUCAAGUGGAGGCACUGGGGAACCAUGAAGAAUGACUACGUCGGAUUAAAUGAGUGGGUUGCUCUUCGAGGAGUGCUGCUUAUGCUGACAAUGACUUAGCAAAGGAGAGAAGGUCACAGCGAAAGCCCACGGGGGACUCAUCGAGAUCUACGGCAUUUCCGUCGCUAAAGUCGACGAAAAACUUCGCAUUCAGAGUGUGGAGACAUGGUUCGACCCGAUGGAGAUGUUCCGUCAAAUCGCACCGAAUGGCAUCGUCAACAGAACACCACACGUCCCAGUCGCUGGGGAAGACCUAACCUCACAGCUCUUUGGCGACGAGGGUGAGGAUGUUGCGCAUGGGCUUGAGCAUUCGCAUCUCAGUGCAACAGAUGGUGCAUGUCCCUUUGUUGGGAAGCAGUAAAGGCUCCAUGGAUUCGUGUCGUGAGUUUGAUUUCCGAUUUGGCGGCGCGCAAAAUAGUACAAGGAUUCUCAGAAUUCUGUGUUUUGGAUGUUUCAGAUUUGGUGGGAAAGUCUUCACCCUGCUGCAGUCUCUUAUCUGAGAUCCUCUGGGACGCUGCUCCUGGCCCGUCCCAGAAAAGUAGGUUGGGU
This is a messenger RNA of Hyaloscypha bicolor E, 1288 nucleotides long. RefSeq lists its product as uncharacterized. The record is from RefSeq and is a predicted model, not a curated record. Bases 218 to 799 code for a protein of 193 amino acids. NCBI's taxonomy places the organism in Eukaryota, Fungi, Ascomycota, Leotiomycetes, Helotiales, Hyaloscyphaceae. The transcript is spliced from 2 exons.